UUCAAAGCUGUCAAAACUGACAAAAAAGGUAACCGAAAAUCGUCAUUUUUAUCAAAACCAUUCUCGUUAGGGGUGUUUCUUUGUUCAACAGGUUUUAUAUUUUAUUUCUAUUCCUAUAUUGUCCACCACAUUUAAACAAGGGAAAAUGGCAGACGAAAACAGAAUUAGAUCUUUCAAGAACAAAGGCAAGGAUACAGAGGAAAUGAGAAGAAGGCGUAUAGGGCAAACUGUUGAACUCAGGAAAGCCAGGAAAGAUGAUCAACUGCUUAAGAGAAGGAAUAUAUCCACCAGUGAAGAACCUACAUCUCCACUCCAAGAGAACAAUUCAGUGUCUUCCCCUACUAUGUCUGCAGAAGAAAUUAUGUAUGGUAUGAUGAACUCAGAUGAAGCUAUUCAAUAUAGGGCUACAUUGGCAUGCAGAAAGAUUUUGAGCAGAGAAAAAACACCACCAAUUGAUCACAUGAUCCGCCUAGGAGUAGUACCUAGAUGUGUGGAAUUUCUGACAAAAGCGCACAAUCCAUCCCUACAAUUUGAAGCUUGCUGGGCCCUAACCAACAUAGCCUCUGGAACAUCAGAACAGACCGCAGCUGUGGUUCAGGAAGGAGCCAUUCCCCGUCUGCAAGGACUCUUGUCUUCCCCUCGAAUAGACGUAGCAGAGCAAGCUGUUUGGGCACUUGGUAACAUUGCAGGAGAUGGUUCAGCAACCAGAGAUAUGGUUUUGUCCUGUAACGUCCUUAAUGAUCUUCUUGGCUUGAUAAAACCUAGUACCUCUUUGUCAUUAUUGAGGAAUACCGUGUGGACUAUUUCUAACUUGUGCAGAAAUAAGAAUCCCUCUCCAGAUUUUAACCUUCUUCGGCCAGCCCUUCCAUUUAUAGCACGUCUUUUGAAUCACAGCGACCCAGAAGUUCAAGCAGAUACCUGUUGGGCUCUAAGCUACCUAACAGAUGGCCCAAAUGAAAAGAUCCAAGCUGUUCUAGACACUGGACUCAUCGAGAGGUUGGUUCAGUUACUGUACAGUGAACACGGUACAGUCCUGACACCUGCCUUGAGAGCAGUAGGUAAUAUAGUGACAGGAAACGAUCAGCAAACAGACUGUGUGAUCAACGCUGGAGCCUUAAAUGUAUUGGCAGACCUUCUGCAACACAGCAAACUGAAUAUUGUCAAAGAAGCUGCUUGGACAGUGUCCAAUAUCACUGCAGGUAACAGUGAACAGAUCCAGAAAGUUAUCGAUGCUGGUAUACUCCCACCAUUACUCCAUGUCCUUCAAACUGGCGACUUUAAGAGUCAGAAAGAAGCUUCUUGGGCUGUGACCAAUUUCACUAGUGGAGGUACAAUCUCGCAACUUGCCAAAUUAGUAGAGGCUGGUGCCUUGAAACCAAUGUGUAACCUUAUCAAUUCCAAAGAUCAGAAGACUGUCCUUGUUGUUUUAGAUGGACUUAACAACAUACUCAAUGCAGCUAAUAAGAUGGGUCAAGUGGAGAAAGUUGCUAUUAUGAUUGAGGAAUGUGGUGGCCUAGAUGGAAUUGAAGCCUUACAAUCUCAUGACAAUGAAAAGAUAUAUGAGAAAGCUCUUAGCAUCAUCGAGAACUACUUCUCAGAGGGCGGUACUGAAGAUAAUAAUAUGCCUGCCCCAGUUACGGCAGAUGGCCAAAUGCAGUUCUCUUCCCCCACACAAGUGCCUAAUGGAGGAUUCUCAUUCUAAAACCAAAUUUCAUUAAGUAUACAACGUUUUUUACUCCAGUUUAUCCGAUCUCGCCAUUCCAUAAUAUUAAGGAUAGAAAUAGAAAAAGAUUGCUGAUUAAUUGUUAAAUUAGAAUGAUUAGAAUCGAGACCCGGAAGGAGAAUGUAACAAUGUCAUCGGUAGCAUUUUGUAAAGAUGAAAUACUCCAUGAUUUUAUUUCUGUAUCAUAAAUUUUGAUUUUUUAAAAUGUCUUCUUUCUGUAGCGUUGAAAUAAUCAGAAGGGCGAAUAAUUUAUUUUUAAUAUUGGGUGGGAUUGGGUGGAUUGUAUGUCAUGUGCUGCUUGAACUACUGUUGUCGACAAUAAAACAUGACUUAAACCACUUUGGAGAACUUCAAUAUGUGUAGGACAGAUUUGUCUUUAAUACAAACAAUUUUAGAACCAUACAGACCAUAAUAUAUUAUGUACUUCAUAUCUUGAACAACUUUGCAUAGAUAUAAUAGAUUGUAUUUAUUUAUUUAUUUGUUUGUUUUAUAACAGGAAACAACUUGGUAGUGAUACAGAACAGAUUUUUACAUAGGAAAUCUGUUGUCUGUAGUCUAGAUUGACACUUUUUGUUAAUUUUUUUACAACAUAGAUGUACAGUAUGGUUUUUAUUGGCUAUAUACCAUGUGACAUUUGAACUACUAUCUGAUAGUGGUCUGUAAACAGGUUAGAAUGUGUCUUGAACACCUUUUGAACCUUAUAACAGAUAUAGAACACAAAUUUUAUUUAUGAACACAUUUUCAGGAUAAUAAAAAGCAAGUAUUGUAUAGAAAAUGUACCUGUACGUGAAGUGUCACCUAUUCUGUCAGAUUGUUGUACAAUACUAUUUUAUUUGCUUGUGUCAUGUGACAUUUGAACUACUUUUUGGUAGUGACCUGAAAACACUUCUAACAACUUUACAACAUGCCUUCAACAAGUUUUGAAAAUUUGAAUUUACUAUUUUGAAAAAAAAAAAGAUCAUCAGAACAAUAAAGAACAUAUUGGCGUUUUUUGGCCAUUUUGUCAAACAGUAGUUAGACAGUGUUUUUUAUUUGUUUCAUAUGUCAUGUGGCAUUUAAACUACUCCUCUAAUAGUCUCCUUUAAACAUUUCUAAAAGUGCCCGGUUUUUACAUUGUGUCAAAACAUAAUAAUUGUAAACAUAAUACUCUUUCUAAACGGUGCAUAUUGCAUUCAUAUUUUUUCAUUUAUUCAUAGUACCUACUGAUCGUUCUUCUGAUUAUUUUAGUGUUGUAUAAAUUCAAUGUUUACUAUUUUUAGAUCUGUUGAAAUAAACUUGAAAUGUAUCAUGUUAUUUUGAGAUAUUAUUUGUAAAAUAGCUUAUUGGCCUUUUAAUUUGUAGUUUAAUGUUUUGAUACUUUUACAUUAACAGUUUAUAUACAAUAACAAGUU
Diabrotica virgifera virgifera (western corn rootworm) is the source of this 3114-nucleotide messenger RNA. Its product is annotated as importin subunit alpha-1. The record is from RefSeq and is a predicted model, not a curated record. Gene Ontology annotation, molecular function: nuclear import signal receptor activity; protein binding. The transcript has 8 exons. Gene Ontology annotation, biological process: NLS-bearing protein import into nucleus. The coding region runs from base 146 to 1702 and encodes 518 amino acids. Lineage: Eukaryota; Metazoa; Arthropoda; Insecta; Coleoptera; Chrysomelidae. Gene Ontology annotation, cellular component: cytoplasm; nucleus.